This is a messenger RNA of Diatraea saccharalis (sugarcane borer), 390 nucleotides long. The record is from the annotation of a GenBank genome assembly. Lineage: Eukaryota; Metazoa; Arthropoda; Insecta; Lepidoptera; Crambidae.
AUGAAUAUAGCGAAAGUACUCAUGUUCCCGGAAGAGGGCUGGGCUCGUAGCGCUUCGUCGUCCUACUGGACAUUGCAACCUUGCUGGUGGCGACGGACACGUUGCAAAGUCGUAGAAGUGGCUGGAACUAGAAGACACAGCACUCAAGCUAGGAUGGUAGUGAGUGGCGGUAAUGCAGUAUAUAUCGUAGGCACAUUUAAACAUCUUGGAACUGAUGCUGAUUUUAAGUUGUAUCUAACUACAAACGUGACACAAGCUGACUUCAACAUGGGUUAUACAAUGACAGGGACAUUGGAGAGGGGCUGUCGCUCCACCAACAACUUCCAGAUGACCCAUUUUGCGGUGCUGCGGAGGUGCGACCACGAAUCGCAUCACCUGAAAUCCUCUUAG